AUGAUGUACCACGCCGAAAGCUUUGCUACAAACGAGUUUCUUACAUAUAUCGUUGGAUAUGGGGGUGAGCUCGACACCUAUCCCUUCCUGCUCUCGUUGCCUCGCGUCAAAAUACUCUAUCUUGCGGAACCCCCUUCCCUGCUACGAAAGCUACCUUUCAUUCUCGGAGGCCCUCUCAAAGUGCUACGCCAAGUGAUCGACAUCCUGUACAUCCUGCUUGUGCGCAUCCCUCCACCGGAGUAUAUUCUCGUACAGAACCCACCUAGCAUCCCCACUCUAGCUCUUGUAUGGCUUGUUGCGCGGGUGCGCGGUAGCAAGGUCAUCAUCGACUGGCACAAUCUCGGCUACAGCAUCCUUGCGUUGAAGCUUGGGGAUGAGCAUCCACUGGUCAAGAUCGCGAAGUGGUUCGAGUCCUACUUCGGUCGGUCGGCAUAUGCUCACUUAUUCGUGACAAACGCCAUGCGCGAGUAUCUCGUUAGGGAAUGGGACUUGCAAGGCCACAAGGUCGUGCUCCACGACCGCCCUCCCACCCGCUUCCACCGCGCGACCUCCACCGAGACCCACGAGCUCUUCCAACGCCUGCUCCCGUCCCUCUCCGGCGCGUCCGCGCCCUCCCUUGCCACCUUCCUCCCAAAAUCCGACCCCCCGUUCUCCACACCCUUCACCCACAUAUCCACCUACUGGGACCCCGUGGCCAUGGACGUCGGCGCCUUCACCGACCAUACGAAAGCGCCCCGGCCGCGCCCCGACCGCCCCGCGCUCGUCGUGAGCAGCACCUCCUGGACGCCCGACGAAGACUUCGGGAUGCUCCUCGCCGCGCUCGCCGCCUACGAGCACCGCGCGCGCGAGCUAGAAACCGCCAGCGAGGACGAGCGCCUCCCGAAGGUCCUCGCGGCCGUCACCGGGAAGGGGCCCCUGCGCGCGCAGCACAUGGCGGACAUCGACCGGCUGCAGACUGGGGCGGAUGGCGGUGAGGCGGGUCCGUGGCGGUUCGUGCGCUGCAUCAGCCUCUGGCUCGAGGCGGACGACUACCCGCUGCUCCUCGGCUCGGCGGACCUCGGCGUCUCGCUGCACGCGAGCUCCUCCGCGCUCGACCUCCCGAUGAAGGUCGUCGACAUGUUCGGCUGCGGGCUGCCCGUGUGUGCGCUCGGCUUCGCGUGCCUCGGCGAGCUCGUCCGCGACGGCGUGAACGGGCUCGUCUUCGACGACGCCGCGCAGCUUGCGUCCCAGCUUGAGACGCUCCUCCGCGGGUUCCCGCACCCUCCGGCGCUCGAGGCUCUGCGCGACGCGUUCGGGGCGCGCGCGGGGCCGGGGGCGACGGGUGGGCGGGCGCACCGGUGGGAGUGGGGGACGUGGACGGAGAACUGGGACCAAACGAUGCGGCCGCUGCUGCUGCACGACGUGUCGGCGAGCGACGGGGCGGACGAGAGGUGA
This is a messenger RNA of Epithele typhae, 1434 nucleotides long. RefSeq names its product beta-1,4-mannosyltransferase. NCBI's taxonomy places the organism in Eukaryota, Fungi, Basidiomycota, Agaricomycetes, Polyporales, Epitheliaceae. Gene Ontology annotation, molecular function: mannosyltransferase activity. Gene Ontology annotation, cellular component: endoplasmic reticulum. The record is from RefSeq and is a predicted model, not a curated record. Bases 1 to 1434 code for a protein of 477 amino acids. The transcript is spliced from 7 exons.